Molecule: messenger RNA, 1872 nt
Organism: Columba livia (rock pigeon)
Lineage: Eukaryota; Metazoa; Chordata; Aves; Columbiformes; Columbidae
Gene: CRIP2
Product: cysteine rich protein 2
Exons: 8
Coding region: 130-756 (208 amino acids)
Source: RefSeq, a predicted model, not a curated record
CGCUCGGCGGGCAGCCCCGCCCCGCUCCCCCCGGGCGGCGGGGCCAGUGGGCGGGGGCCGGGCGGAGCGGGGCGCACGGCGCGGCUCGGCACGGCUCGGCGCGGCUCAGCUCCGCUCUCCUCUCCCGCCAUGGCAUCCAAGUGCCCCAAGUGCGACAAGACCGUGUACUUCGCCGAGAAGGUCUCCUCCCUGGGCAAGGACUGGCACAAGUUCUGCCUGAAGUGUGAGCGCUGCAACAAGACCCUGACUCCGGGCGGACACGCCGAGCACGAUGGGAAGCCCUUCUGCCACAAGCCCUGCUAUGCCACGCUCUUCGGCCCCAAAGGGGUGAACAUUGGUGGCGCUGGAUCCUACAUCUAUGAGCAGCCGCAGAUUGAGGGGCAAACCGCUCCGGGACCCAUCGAGCACCCGGUGAAGGUGGAGGAGAGGAAGGCGAACGCUGCGCCUCCCAAGGGACCCAGCAAAGCCUCCAGUGUCACCACCUUCACUGGGGAGCCCAACAUGUGCCCACGCUGUGGCAAGAGAGUCUACUUUGCUGAGAAGGUGACUUCUCUGGGGAAGGACUGGCACCGUCCCUGCCUACGCUGCGAGCGCUGCAGCAAGACACUGACCCCGGGGGGCCAUGCCGAGCACGAUGGACAGCCGUACUGUCACAAGCCCUGCUAUGGGAUCCUGUUCGGGCCAAAAGGCGUCAACACCGGAGCUGUGGGAAGCUACAUCUAUGACAAAGACCCUGAGGCGAAGAAUCAGCCCUAGACGGUGACCCCCUGCCCAGCGCCUGCUCUGUGCCCCCGUACUAACCUCCUGCUCACAGCCGGAGCAGACCCUCGCCAGGCUGGCCACGGAGCUGUGCUCUCUCUGCUGUCCCUACUCACGGCAGGACAGCCCUGCCCCCGGGGUUAUAUAUCAUAGUCUCUACUAUAAGCUUCAGUGUUUAAAGGCAAAGGUAAAAGGUGUCUCAGGUGGUUCCCAAUGUGCUCUGCCCUCAAAAGCCCUCUCACCAACCCCCUCAAGCACAGGAGGCAAAGGGGCAAGUCUGGGGAUGUCACUGUGUGCAGGGGACAGCGGGUGGCACCCGAGGGGCUGAGAGCAGGGGGAAGGUGGUGGCAGGAAUCCCACUGUGAGAGGGUGCUCCCUGCUGCCUCUCACAUGGAGGGCACAGGCUGCUGAGCCCAACGGGCACCCAGCCCUGUUCCUUACCACCCACUGGGCACGUGUGGAUCCCCUGAGGGCUCUGGCACAUCUGACAGUGCUGCCCUUCUCCUGGCCCUUCCCAGGCUCCAUGUCCUGGCUCUCACUCUCCCCAGGGCUCAAAGUUGACCCCAGCUGAUGCUGGGGUUGCAGGCUCUGGCACCUCUCCACAUUCCUAUCCUUGCAUCCCCAGGACAUCCUUCUACAUGCAGCCGGGCAGGUGCCCAACCUGCUCUGCUGGCUGGUUUGGGUUGGUGGUCGCCAACAGCCUGGUCCCCCAUGGCAGCAGAGUCUGUGCUGGGGGGCACCCAGCAUCUGCAGCCCCAGGGGAGUGGGCUGCUUCCCACAUGUGGAGGGCAGAGCACAUUGGGCUGGUGGCUCUGCAGCAGGACACCUGCCUGCUUCCCAGAGCUGGAGGUUUCUCAUUGUUGUUGUUUAUUUAUAAGCAGUUGUAAAUGUGCCCCUUGCUUUGGAGAAUGACACAUGCCCCCAGUUUCACCCAUCCCCCCUGUGCACACCCAGCCCCACUGCUACCCAGGAGGCUGGGGAGGGGUUGGUGCAGGGGACCUGCCAGGGCAGUGAGCCCUGGGGUGCCAGCACCCCCGCUCUCUCCAGGCUCCCUGUGCCGCUGCAGGACUGACUUUUGUUAUUUGCUGACAAUAAAGGUUUUCAGAAAUGUGA